GAGACGCCUUUAGGACCCAGCAGGCGGCGGCAGGCGGCAGUUGUGUAGAUGACUGAGAGACUACGAGGGUCCGGUUCAGUUUUAAUUCUCUCUCUAAUCUCUGCAACAGCAGUGCUUCCAGGGUCCCGUGGCUCCCGCGCGGGCUCAGUCGCUGCCGGCAGUCGGGCGAAAAUCAGAGCCGUCUCCGCCUCAGCACCCACCAUGGAAACCAUCCAAGAAAAAGUGGCUCUGGACGCGCGUGCCUGAGGAUUCCGCACAAAAGAAGUGCCCAAAAUGAAGACCCUGAUGCGCCAUGGUCUGGCAGUGUGUUUAGCGCUCACCACCAUGUGCACCAGCUUGUUGCUCGUGUACAGCAGCCUUGGCGGCCAGAAGGAGCGGCCUCCGCAGCAGCAGCAGCAGCAGCAGCAGCAAACGCCGGUGACCGGCAGCGCGCAAACCGCAGCGGAGAGGGGGUGA
Tupaia belangeri chinensis (Chinese tree shrew) is the source of this 456-nucleotide messenger RNA. RefSeq names its product alpha-N-acetylgalactosaminide alpha-2,6-sialyltransferase 5-like. NCBI's taxonomy places the organism in Eukaryota, Metazoa, Chordata, Mammalia, Scandentia, Tupaiidae. The coding region runs from base 274 to 456 and encodes 60 amino acids. The transcript has 3 exons. The record is from RefSeq and is a predicted model, not a curated record.